AUGACCCAUCGCUUUCCAUACGACGAGAAGGAGCACGCUGCUUCCAAAAAAACCAUCCACGAUGCGUUGACAGUGAUGCACCAAAAUGACAUCCCUUUCCAGUGGGUUGAAGAAGACGGCAGCUCUUUACUUGGAUGCUACGCAUCGCUGAGCUACAACCCGGCCUUCGUCGGCCAAUUCUUCGAAAUGGCGAAGACACUGUAUGCGCCCGGCACCGUCAAGCCUCGCAAUAGAGAGCUGGCUAUCCUUGGCCUCUCCUCGGUGCUGGAUGUGCCCUAUGUCGACUACUGCCAUCGCAAGAUCGGCUCGAAAUGCGGCCUUUCUCCUGAGCAGUUUGAGGACGCCUUGGCCGGAAAAGUCCCCGCGGAUCUGUCCGCCGAAGAGGCCAUGGCGUAUCGCCUCGGUCGCAUUUUAACCGACCUUAAGACGCCACUCGAUGAUGCUACAUGGAAAGAAGCUGUGUCCGUUAUGGGAAAGUCUGAACUUGUUGGCAUUGCACACACGGUUGCUGGUUAUAGAUGGGUUUCGCUGCUGGAUCAGAUCAAUGGCGACACCAAGCGAUGGAUCAACAAGGACGAAUAG
Messenger RNA from Aspergillus welwitschiae, 582 nucleotides. Its product is annotated as carboxymuconolactone decarboxylase family protein. The record is from RefSeq and is a predicted model, not a curated record. NCBI's taxonomy places the organism in Eukaryota, Fungi, Ascomycota, Eurotiomycetes, Eurotiales, Aspergillaceae. Gene Ontology annotation, molecular function: peroxiredoxin activity. Bases 1 to 582 code for a protein of 193 amino acids. The transcript has 2 exons.